This is a messenger RNA of Echinostoma caproni, 618 nucleotides long. Lineage: Eukaryota; Metazoa; Platyhelminthes; Trematoda; Plagiorchiida; Echinostomatidae. The record is from the annotation of a GenBank genome assembly.
AUGUCACAGGCCGAACUGACACUGUCCAAUUUGGUCGACGGGAGCGCGCACACAUUUGUCCUUCAUGGAACUGGUUUGAAACCGGUUUCUCUUGGUUUGAUCAAACUUUCCUGUCAAAUUGGUGGCUGCAAUCCGGAACGAGGAGAUCGAGGAGAUCUCAUGGACCAGGCGGAACAAUUUCAUCCGUUCACAAUACCAGUACCGAAUCACACCUCGAAAAAACAAUGCUAUCGUCUGGAAACCGAUCAGUUGGCAGACCACAUCUCAUGGUCCUCUCCUACUCGACCACAUGCGGAAUUAUUCGAAGUACUGCCGGGCAGGACAGAUGAGUGUCAGCUUUAUUUCCGUGUCACCAGACGGGGCUUGUUCAAGGGAAUUUUGGCAUUUGUUUCCGGUGAUCCGGAAUCCAUUUCUUCCACAGACGUAUCCAGUUCGUCGGAAUCGCCACAGUCCGCGUCGAUCAGUGUGGUUGAACACGCUGGCAUACAACCCACAACACAACAAGCCAGUGAUUUGGCUAAACUGAAUGCGGAAAAAACCAAUCAAAUGGAUUCAAUUUAUCGUGUCUGGUACGAACUGGAAAUGUUCGUGAAACCGGGUCAGUCAGUGAAAAAAUAA